CAAAAACCCUUGAAGAGUAAAUACGUUAUAGAAAGCACGUGACUGUACUUUCUCAACUCAAUUAAAUAAUUACAAUCGAAUAUAAAUUUCAUAUAUUUUAUUAUAAACUAUCAUUUAUUUUUGCGAUUUGUUCAUCACAGAACAUUUUACGCUAUUAAUUUUAAAUAUAAAUAAGAAAGACUUCUUUUCUUUAAAUAAAAUUAAUAGCUGUCAAAACAUAAGCACGUGUGUGGUUAUCGAAUUGUCAUAAUAUUGUCGUAUGUCGCUACUGUAUUAAGUUUGCAAUGGUUCACACAUGUACAUAUUUAUGAAUAUAUGCAUAGAUAAAAUAAAAUUAUAAAUAUAUCGAUACAAGUGCCCGGUACAAGUAAAUGCGACGUACAUACGAAAAAGAGAAUAAAAAUAGAGACUUUCAUAAGUAAGACAAGGAUAGAUUUUCUACGUAGACUUGAUAGAACGUGGAAGACCAUUCUGCACUAUACUUACCAACCGGCAACCAAGCAACAGUGGACGUUUCUUAUAAAUUUAAUAAACGUUAUUGUUUGUGUUUAAUUAUUUAAAAACAUUUAAUUUGUGAUUAUUAAUUAAUAAUAAUGGAUAACAGCAGCAAAUCAAAAAUGGUUACGCGGAGGCAGAUAAUGCAACCGUGGCCUCUAUGUCUGGUUUCAUCGAACAAUGGGCAACCAGGUCAUCAAAAAUACCUCCCCUGGGUUCCAUCCCUGGGAAAUUCGGCUUCAUCGUCUAUGCACGAGGAUUGUUCAUCAAACUCAACAUUAUUAACAAACGCGAGUCCUUUCAACAGCCAACAAGCCCUUAUUACAAACAAGAAAAAAUACAAUAUUACAAUAACUAGGAAUAAAAAUUACGAUCUUGAACAAUCAGAGGCACAUUAUUACACCGAAAAUCUAAGACACGGAAGUGAAUUGCAGUCAAAAAUAAAUAGUCCCAAUAAUAAAGACAUUACUCUUGUUGAUUAUAAAUUUUUGGAGCCUUUAAUCAUGGACAACGAGGUUGUCAUCGAGGAACAGGAUAUUUUAGUGGACAACAAAAGAAAUGGGGAAGACAUUGCUCUCCAGAGAUCACCUUCAUUACCUUGUAAUGCCAAAAAACCAAAACCUCAAGAUAUAUUCCGGUAUUCAUCCCAGGUCUUUGCAGCAUUUGCAGUAUCAAUAGCAUCAUUGCUUAUAGGAUUUUCAAGCUCUUAUACAUCACCAGCUUUACCUUCUAUGAAAGAGACAAAGCCAUUCGAUCUUGAUGAUGUUAUGGAAUCAUGGAUUGGAUCGAUAAUGCCUCUGAGCGCAUUGUUUGGUGGAGUAUUUGGUGGUCCACUGAUCGAAUACAUCGGUAGAAGAAACACCAUUUUAGCAACAUCGAUUCCAUUUAUGGCAGCCUGGAUAUUCAUAGCAACAGCAUCAAAUGUCUGGUUAGUGCUAGUGGGUCGUGCACUGAGUGGUUUCAGCGUAGGUGUAAUAUCUCUCGUAUUGCCAGUUUACCUUGGCGAGACCCUACAGCCAGAAGUUCGUGGUGUCUUGGGCUUAUUACCAACAGCAUGCGGUAAUAUUGGAAUCCUUAUAUGUUUCGUUUCUGGAAUGUACUUGAACUGGUCAAUGCUGGCGUACAUGGGAGCUUGUAUACCAGUAAUAUACUUCCUAUUAGGAUUAUUGAUACCCGAAACACCAAGAUGGUAUGUGUCGAAAGGUAAAACAAAGCGUGCACGUAAAUCACUUGAAUGGCUGCGUGGAAAAUCUGUUGAUGUCAGUGAAGAGUUAGCCGCUGUUGAAAAAACUCAUCUUGAUAGUGAAAAAAAUUCAUCAUCAAGUUCUAUUGGUGAACUAUUUAAACCGAAUCACAUUAAACCACUUAUGAUAUCCGUUGGGUUGAUGUUUUUCCAACAGUUUUCUGGUAUUAAUACUGUUAUAUUUUACAGUAAUAAAAUAUUUAGCGAGUCUGGUAGCUCAAUUGAUACAAACAUAAGUUCAAUUAUCAUUGGUAUUGUAAACUUUAGUGCAACAUUUAUGGCAACUUCUGUUAUUGAUCGUUUAGGACGUAAAAUUCUUCUUUACAUUAGUAGUGUUGUUAUGAUUAUAACAUUAAUGACACUUGGUACAUUUUUAUACAUGAAAGAUAACAACUAUGAUGUUGCUAAUUUCGGUUGGUUGCCGUUGGCAUGUAUUGUAAUUUAUGUUGUUGCAUUUUCGUUAGGAUUUGGACCGAUACCCUGGUUAAUGAUGGGUGAAAUAUUACCAGCUAAAAUACGUGGUGGUGCUGCAAGUGUUGCCACGAGUUUUAAUUGGUUUUGUGCAUUUCUUGUAACGAAAACCUUCCAAAAUAUAAUAUCAUUGAUGAAAAUAACCGGUGCAUUUUGGAUGUACGGUACUAUUUGUAUAGUUGGUUUACUAUUUGUUAUCUUAUUUGUACCGGAAACUCGCGGACGUUCGUUGGAAGACAUUGAGAAAAAAUUAACGGGACCAGUUAGAAGAAUGAGUGCUGUUGCAAAUUUGAGGCCUAUGCCAACAGCAUGUUAGAACUUUUUUUUAAUUAUUUUAUAUCUCCAUCAAUGCAUUUAUUUGAAUUUUUUUUUUUAAUAUUAAAAAAAAAUAUAAAUAAUGAGAUUCAGAGUUAUAGUGAUCAGAUUUUCUCUUGUUUAAAUUUAAUUUGGAAAAUUAUUGCCGAUGAUAACUUAUCAAUGAUAAUAGCAAUACGUGUCAUUUAUAUAUAUGAAUAAUUAUUAAUUAAAAUAAUGUUAGUAGAGAAAAAUGAAUGGCAGUAUUGGAACAAUGUUCCUUGUAAAUUUAUUAAAUCAGUGAGUUAAAUAGCUUGCUCAAAUAGCAGUUAUAAAUAUUGUUAAGCGAGAUAAGACGAUAAAAGUAAAAACUCACUUUAAAUUGUGAGAUAUAUUUUUUAAUACGGAUUAUAGUUAUAUAAAACUAUAAACAUAGUUUUUUUAAAUAUUAAAAUAUAUGAUAAAAUAAUUAUAUGUAAUAUUUUAUAAGUAUAAAUUUAUAUUAUUUAUAAUUAUUAUUUUAAAUCUCGUUAUUCGAGAGUCCUAAAGAGUCUACCUCAUGGAAAAUAGGUGACGUAAUUAUUUAAAUAUUAAAACAAAAAAUAAUUUUAAAAACAGGGUAUACUAAUUAUAUACGUAUAAUUACUUAAAAAUAAUAAUCAUUUAUAAAUUUCAAUCAACUAUUUAGAUAAUUCAUGCAAAUGCAUGUAGAUGAGUAGCGUUUAAAAUAAUUAGUCAAUAGUACGCAUAAAAAAACAUAUUUGUAAAUAUAAAUAGAGGCUUUAAAUGUUAAUAAUAAUUUUUUAAAAAUGUAAAUAUGUGUAGAAAGACGGGUAGUAAGUGUUAUUGUUAAUAUUAUGUCAAUAUUAAAUUUUUAUUCUUAUUAAAUUUAGUGACUGUUGAAAUAUUUAAAAGUCAAUGCGAUCGAAUCAAAAUCCUUUAUAAUUGUCUAUUUUUAUUUUUUUUGAAUUCAUCACAGGUUGAAAUUUUAUAAGUGUACUUAAUUUAUGCCUUAGCAGCAAUCUCAUAAAAAUUUUCAGAAUCAUAUAUUUGUUAGAAUCUCUACUUUAUUCCUUCAAUUAUAACUUUUGUUUUUAAUUAAAAUUAAUUAACGAUACUUAUUCUAUUAAUUGUAUUGAUUGUGACAGAGGCUGCAAGUUUAAUUAUUUUUUUAUAGAAAAUAUGAUGAAUAAAUAUAUGAAAUUAUUAAAAUAUUUUCAGAUGAUCUUGAUGUACAAAAAAAAAAUAUUUUUAGAUAAAUUAUAAUCAUUAUUGUAAAUUAUUUUAAUAAAACUUCAUUGACGUUAUAA
Microplitis mediator is the source of this 3813-nucleotide messenger RNA. Its product is annotated as facilitated trehalose transporter Tret1-like. The transcript is spliced from 5 exons. The record is from RefSeq and is a predicted model, not a curated record. NCBI's taxonomy places the organism in Eukaryota, Metazoa, Arthropoda, Insecta, Hymenoptera, Braconidae. The coding region runs from base 594 to 2525 and encodes 643 amino acids. Gene Ontology annotation, molecular function: sugar transmembrane transporter activity. Gene Ontology annotation, biological process: transmembrane transport; carbohydrate transport. Gene Ontology annotation, cellular component: membrane.